Cynocephalus volans (Philippine flying lemur) is the source of this 7647-nucleotide messenger RNA. It is a transcript of the gene MYO9B, whose product is annotated as myosin IXB. Gene Ontology annotation, biological process: actin filament-based movement; lamellipodium morphogenesis; Rho protein signal transduction. Gene Ontology annotation, cellular component: ruffle; lamellipodium; myosin complex. The transcript is spliced from 40 exons. Lineage: Eukaryota; Metazoa; Chordata; Mammalia; Dermoptera; Cynocephalidae. The record is from RefSeq and is a predicted model, not a curated record. Gene Ontology annotation, molecular function: actin filament binding; ATP hydrolysis activity; microfilament motor activity. Bases 137 to 6640 code for a protein of 2167 amino acids.
GGCGGAGCGGCCCGAGGAGCGGCGGGCGUCCGGGCGGGGAGCCGGCCCGGUACGGGCGGCGUGCGGUGGCCGAGGCCCAGCUCCAGGACGCGUGCCCUGAGCCCGGGAGGCAUGCUGAAGCCGGGCAGCCGGCAGAAUGAGUUUGCACGAGGCGGGCAGCUCCGGCCACCGGGAGCAGGCGGCCUACCACCUGCAUAUCUACCCCCGGCUGUCCACCACCGAGAGCCAGGCCUCCUGCCGUGUGAUCGCCACCAAGGACAGCACCACGUCCGAUGUCAUCAAGGAUGCCAUCACCAGCCUGCGUCUCGAUGGCACCAAGUGCUACGUGCUGGUGGAGGUCAAGGAGUCAGGCGGCGAGGAAUGGGUGCUGGAUGCCAACGACUCACCCGUGCACCGUGUGCUGCUUUGGCCCCGGCGGGCACAGGACGAGCACCCACAGGAGGAUGGCUACUACUUCCUGCUGCAGGAGCGCAAUGCUGAUGGGACCAUCAAGUACAUGCACAUGCAGCUGGUGACCCAGGCCACAGCCACCCGGCGCCUGGUGGAGCGUGGCCUCCUGCCGCGGCAGCAAGCGGAUUUUGACGACCUGUGCAACCUCCCUGAGCUGACUGAGGACAACCUCCUGAAGAACCUCAAGCACCGCUUCCUGCAGCAGAAGAUCUACACGUACGCAGGGAGCAUCCUGGUGGCCAUCAACCCCUUCAAAUUCCUCCCCAUCUACAACCCCAAGUACGUGAAGAUGUACGAGAACCAGCAGCUGGGCAAGCUGGAGCCGCACGUCUUCGCGCUGGCUGAUGUGGCCUACUACGCCAUGCUCAGGAAGCACGUCAACCAGUGCAUCGUGAUCUCGGGCGAGAGUGGCUCCGGCAAGACGCAGAGCACCAACUUCCUGAUCCACUGCCUCACAGCCCUCAGCCAGAAGGGGUACGCCAGUGGUGUCGAGAGGACCAUCCUGGGCGCUGGCCCCGUGCUGGAGGCUUUCGGAAAUGCCAAAACGGCCCACAACAACAACUCCAGUCGAUUUGGGAAGUUCAUCCAAGUCAACUACCUGGAGAGCGGCAUUGUGAGAGGAGCUGUUGUCGAAAAAUAUCUGCUUGAAAAGUCUCGCCUGGUCUCUCAGGAGAAGGAUGAAAGGAACUACCACGUGUUUUAUUAUUUGCUACUCGGUGUCAGUGAGGAAGAACGCCAAGAAUUUCAGCUCAAGCAGCCUGAAGAUUAUUUCUACCUCAACCAGCAUAACUUGAAGAUCGAAGAUGGAGAAGACCUGAAGCACGACUUUGAAAGACUCAAGCAGGCCAUGGAGAUGGUGGGCUUCCUCCCUGCCACCAAGAAACAGAUUUUUUCUGUUCUCUCAGCCAUCCUGUACCUGGGCAAUGUCAGUUACAAGAAGAGAGCCAUGGGCCGCGAGGAAGGCCUGGAGGUUGGGCCCCCUGAGGUGCUGGACACACUGUCCCAGCUUCUAAAGGUGAAGCGAGAAAUCUUGGUGGAAGUCCUGACCAAAAGAAAAACAGUGACUGUCAACGACAAGCUCAUUCUCCCCUACAGUCUCAGUGAGGCCAUAACUGCCCGCGACUCCAUGGCAAAGUCACUGUACAGCGCCCUGUUCGACUGGAUUGUGCUGCGGAUCAACCAUGCCCUCCUCAACAAGAAGGAUAUGGAAGAGGCAGUCUCGUGCUUGUCCAUCGGGGUCCUCGACAUCUUUGGGUUUGAAGACUUUGAGAGGAACAGUUUUGAACAGUUCUGCAUCAACUAUGCCAACGAGCAGCUUCAGUAUUACUUUAAUCAGCACAUUUUCAAACUAGAGCAGGAAGAGUAUCAGAGUGAAGGGAUCACGUGGCACAACAUCGACUACACGGACAAUGUCGGCUGCAUCCACCUCAUCAGCAAGAAGCCCACUGGCCUCUUCUACCUGCUGGACGAGGAGAGCAACUUCCCGCACGCCACAAGCCAGACCCUGCUGGCCAAGUUCAAGCAGCAGCACGAAUACAACAAGUACUUCCUAGGUACCCCGGUCAUGGAGCCAGCCUUCAUCAUCCAGCACUUCGCUGGGAAAGUUAAGUACCAGAUCAAGGACUUCCGGGAGAAGAACAUGGACUACAUGCGGCCCGACAUCGUGGCCCUGCUGCGGGGCAGCGACAGCUCCUAUGUGCGUGAGCUCAUCGGCAUGGACCCUGUGGCUGUGUUCCGCUGGGCCGUGCUCCGCGCUGCCAUCCGGGCCAUGGCCGUGCUCCGGGAGGCUGGGCGCCUGCGUGCCGAGAGGGCUGAGAAGGCUGCAGGUCUGGGCAGCCCUGGUGCCCAAAGCCACCUGGGAGAGCCACCAAGAGGAACCAACACCCCCUCGGAAAAACUUUACCGCGAUUUGCAUAACCAAAUCAUCAAGAGCAUCAAAGGACUGCCCUGGCAGGGCGAGGACCCCCGUAGUCUUCUCCAGUCCCUCAGUCGGCUUCAGAAACCCCGCACCUUCAUCCUGAAAAGUAGAGGUAUCAAACAAAAGCAGACCAUUCCAAAGAACCUGCUGGACUCCAAGUCCCUGAAACUCAUCAUUAGCAUGACCCUGCACGACCGCACCACCAAGUCCCUGCUGCACCUGCACAAGAAGAAGAAGCCACCGAGCAUCAGCGCCCAGUUCCAGACAUCCCUGAACAAGCUCCUGGAGACCCUGGGGAAGGCAGAGCCCUUCUUCAUCCGCUGCAUCCGCUCCAACGCUGAGAAGAGAGAGCUGUGCUUCGACGAGGAGCUGGUGCUGCAGCAGCUACGCUACACGGGCAUGCUGGAGACCGUGCGUAUCCGGAGGUCGGGCUACAGCGCCAAGUAUACCUUUCAGGAUUUCACAGAGCAGUUCCAGGUGCUGCUGCCCAAAAACACCCAGCCUUGCAGGGAGGUCAUCUCCGCACUGCUGGAGAAGAUGAACGUAGACAGGAGGAGCUACCAGAUCGGCAAGACCAAGGUCUUCCUGAAGGAGACAGAGCGGCAGGCCCUUCAGGAGACACUGCACCAGGAGGUUGUGCACAAGAUCCUGCUCCUGCAGAGCUGGUUCCGGAUGGUGCUGGAACGGCGGCAGUUCCUACAGAUGAAGCGGGCAGCUGUCACCAUCCAGGCCUGCUGGCGGUCCUAUCGGGUCCGGCGGGUGUUGGAGAGGACGCAGGCAGCCGUGUACCUCCAGGCGGCCUGGAGGGGCUACUGGCAGCGGACUGCCUACCAGCGCCAGAGACAGGGCAUCAUCCGCCUGCAGAGCCUCUGCCGCGGGCAUCUGCAGCGCAAGAGCUUCAGCAAGAUGGCCGCAGAGAAGCAGCAGGCAGGAGAGAAGGAGAGGGAAGCCCAGCAGGCCGCCAGGGUGGAGACCGCAGAGGGCCGGUGGGGCCAGGUGGCCAGCAGGGAGCAGGAGGCUGAGCAGUGCCCGGAGACGUCGGACAGCGAGCACCUGGUGUUGGAGCCUGAAGCGUGGCCAAGUGAUGAGUCUCCGGUGGGGAUCUCCCUACCUGAGAAGGAGGCACUGACCCCAGAGAAGGAGGUGGUGAGCCCAGAGAAGGUGCCCCCAUCCCAGAAAAACUUGACAGCCGAAAGUCACGAGAAAGUCCCCAGCAGCCGGGAGAAACGUGAGUCCCGUCGACAAAGAGGGCUGGAGCACGUGAAAUUCCAGAACAAACAUAGCCAGUCCUGUAAGGAAGAGAGUGCCCUCAAAGAACCUUCUAGAAGGGCUGUCCCAGAACAAGGGGAGAGCCUCCCAGAAGACAAAAAGGAGAGCAGAGAUGAAACCCCUACAGAUGCAGGGACAGAGGCCCAGGAGGCUUCUAAAAGGCAGUCCACAGAGCAACAACAGGCCAUAGCGGCCAGCCUGAUCUCCGGAGAAACAGAGCAGGCGCCUCAGGGUGGGAGCCCUAGGCCAGGCCAUGUGGAACGGCCCACAAGCCUGGCCCUGGACAGCAGGGUUGGCCCACCAGCCCCCGGCAGCACCCCCAAAACCCCCAAGGACAGGAACAAGAUGAGUGGCACUCCAAGGGGUCAGGACGGACCCGAGAGCCCCGGAGGCCCCACGCAGAUCCAGCGGCACCGCGACCAGGAUGCUGAGCGGCUGGCCACUGCUGUGGAGCUGUGGCGGGGCAAGAAGCUGAUGGCAGCCACCGGCCCCAGUACCAUGCUGAGCCAGUCGCUGGACCUCAGUGACAGGCACCAGGCAGUGGGGACCACCCUCAUGCCCACAGAGGAGAGGCGCAUCUCCUUAUCCACCAGCGAUGUCUCCAAGCUCCUCCCAUUCCCGGCCAAGGCUCAGCCUUCAACAGAAGCCACAGAUGGGGAACCGAGCACCAAGAAGCCAGCCGUCCAGAAGAAGAAAUCAGGCGAUGCAGCCUCUGGCACAGAUGCAGGGCUGUCCCCAGGCUCCCAGGCUGACUCUAAAUCCACAUUUAAGAGACUUUUCCUGCAUAAAACCAAGGAUAAAAAAUACAGCCUGGAGGGCGUGGAGGAGAUGGAGAACACGGUGUCUGGGCACACUGUGCUAGAAGCCACCACCACGAAGAAGGGUCUAGAAGCUCCUUCCGGCCACCAGCAGCGCCACGCAGCGGGCGAGAAGCACACCAAGGAGCCAGGAGGCAAAGGGAAAAGGAACCGAAACCUCAAGAUUGGCAAAAUCACGGUGUCGGAGAAGUGGCGGGAGUCGGUGUUCCGCAAGAUCACCAAUGCCAAUGAGCUCAAGUACCUGGAUGAGUUCCUGCUCAACAAGAUAAAUGACCUGCGCUCCCAGAAGACUCCCAUCGAGAGCUUAUUUAUUGAAGCCACUGAGAAGUUCAGGAGCAACAUCAAAACCAUGUACUCUGUCCCCAACGGGAAGAUCCACGUCGGAUACAAGGACCUGAUGGAGAACUACCAGAUCGUCGUCAGCAACCUGGCCACUGAGCGCGGCGAGAAGGACACCAACCUGGUCCUCAACCUAUUCCAGUCGCUGCUGGACGAGUUCACCCGUGGCUACACCAAGAAUGACUUCGAACCCACAAAGCAGAGCAAAGCUCAGAAGAAGAAGCGGAAGCAGGAACGUGCUGUCCAGGAGCACAACGGGCAUGUGUUUGCCAGCUACCAGGUGAGCAUCCCACAGUCUUGCGAGCAGUGCCUCUCCUACAUCUGGCUCAUGGAUAAGGCCCUGCUGUGCAGUGUGUGCAAGAUGACCUGCCACAAGAAGUGUGUGCACAAGAUUCAGAACUACUGCACCUACAAGUGUGGGAGGAAGAGUGAGGCAGGCGCCGAGCCAGGCCACUUUGGCGUGUGCGUAGAUAGCCUGACCAGCGACAAGGCCUCUGUGCCCAUUGUGCUGGAGAAGCUUCUGGAACACGUAGAGAUGCAUGGCCUAUACACUGAGGGCCUCUACCGGAAGUCGGGAGCCGCCAACCGCACAAGGGAGCUCCGGCAGGCGCUGCAGACAGACCCCACGGCGGUCAAGCUGGAGAACUUCCCCAUCCACGCCAUCACCGGCGUGCUGAAGCAGUGGCUGCGGGAGCUGCCCGAGCCCCUCAUGACCUUCGCCCAGUAUGGUGACUUCCUCCGCGCCGUCGAGCUGCCAGAGAAGCAGGAGCAGCUGGCCGCCAUCUACGCCACCCUGGAGCAUCUGCCUGAGGCCAACCACAACUCUCUGGAGCGGCUCAUCUUCCAUCUGGUCAAGGUGGCCCUGCUCGAAGACGUGAACCGCAUGUCACCCGGCGCACUGGCCAUCAUCUUUGCACCCUGCCUCCUGCGCUGCCCUGACAGCUCAGACCCGCUGGCCAGCAUGAAGGAUGUCCUCAAGAUCACCACGUGCGUGGAGAUGCUGAUCAAGGAGCAGAUGAGGAAGUACAGAGUCAAAAUGGAAGAGAUCAACCAGCUAGAGGCCGCAGAGAGCAUCGCCUUCCGCAGGCUGUCGCUCCUGCGACAAAAUGCUCCCUGGCCUCUCAAACUGGGGUUUUCAUCUCCCAAUGAGGGGGUCCUGAACAAGAGCCCCAAAGCCCGGGGGAGCCAGGAUGGCAGCCUGGAGGAACUGGAGGUGCUGCCGGAGGAGGAGGCAGCCGGCGGCGAUGAGGACCGAGAGAAGGAGAUCCUCAUUGAGCGGAUCCAAUCUAUCAAGGAGGAGAAGCAAGACAUCACCUACCGGCUGCCGGAGCUGGACCCUCGGGGCUCUGACGAGGAGAAUGUGGACUCAGAGACUUCGGCCAGCACUGAGAGCUUGCUGGAGGAGCGGGCCGGGCGGGGGGCCUUGGAAGGGCCCCCCGCACCUGCUCUCCCCUACCCCGGCGCACCCACCCCGAGCCCCCUCCCCAGGGUUGCUGCACCUCCACGACGAAGGCCAUCCUCCUUCAUAACGGUCAGAGUGAAGACCCCCCGGCGGACCCCCAUCAUGCCCACAGCCAACAUCAAGCUCCCACCUGGCCUGCCCUCUCACCUGGCUGGCCGGGGACCCAGAGUCCAGGAGGCCGCUGCCCCAGUGAGGCGCCGAGAGCCUCCUGCCCGCCGCACGGACCAGGUACACUCCGUGUACGUCACACCCGGGGCAGACCUGCCUGUGCGGGGCACUCUGGAGCCCCUAGACGAGGAUGACCGGCUGCCUGGGGCCAAGCGGAGGUACUCGGACCCCCCAACAUACUGCCUGCCCUCAGCUUCGGGCCAGGCCAACAGCUGAGAGCCCAUGGCUGGCACAGUCUGCAUGUCCAAGGACAGCCUGAGCUGGAGCUGGGCGCCAGAGCUGCAGAGCUGGCAUUCAGCUCUCAAAGGAUCCACAAUGAAAAGCUCCAAGAGUGAUGUUGGGUGGGCACCGGCUCCAAGCACAGAGUCAAGGCAGGGAGAGGCUGGCUGGGGCCAGGCCACCCUGCUGCCCAGCCCCAAGUCACUGACACGCCUGCCCAGAGUGCCAAAUCGCAGCAGGCGGCUUUGCGCCCCCCCCUCCCCUUUUGUACGUUUUUACAGUAACUCUUUGUACGUGGUUUACAUAACUUUAAACUGUAACAGCCUUAACGGAAGACCAAAUUGUUUUUUAUACGUGUAUGUACAAACUUUUACAUUAACGCUGUGCGUCUCCCUUGUAAUCUGGACAUGAGUCGUCAGGGUUGAGGCUGCUCGGCCACCGGGCUUGUGAAGCUCAGACUGCAGUCUACUUGGAGGGCAGUCAGCAGGCUGGGACCUUGCACAAGGGUUUUGGACACGUGGGGCACCUGACCGCCCAAGCCUGUCUCCAACGAGUGUCUCCAGCAGGCAGCCACCUGAUUGAGGUGCAUUGCAGACAGCGUUGGAGCCUUCCGUGGGGGGUCGAGGCUGUUGGCUGGAGCCAGGACAUGAGUCAGGGGACAGCCUCCACCCCGAGUCAGCACAGACCUUGCAGCGUUCCAGGGAGACCUCAGUGUGGUCAUCACUCUUCUGUCCACUGUGCCCUGGACACUGGGGGCUGGAGGACACCACCUUUGGCACUACCCGCCCUGUGUGACAGAACAGGAGCCAGUGACUCAGGACUGUUCACAGGUGGGGAGGGCAACCUUGAACUUGUAUGUCCCUGUAGGUCAACAGCAACAGCCUGGGUGUCUCCAGAGUGGGGUUCUUGUCUCUCAGGCUCAGCCCACUCCCAAGACACUUGGACACAUGGUCACAGGUCUGGAAUGAUGGGUGCACCCGCACAACAUGUGAAAUAAAGAAAAA